Molecule: messenger RNA, 771 nt
Organism: Ricinus communis (castor bean)
Lineage: Eukaryota; Viridiplantae; Streptophyta; Magnoliopsida; Malpighiales; Euphorbiaceae
Exons: 1
Coding region: 1-771 (256 amino acids)
Source: RefSeq, a predicted model, not a curated record
AUGUCGUUGUCUUCAUCAAUGGAGGUGGAUCAAGAAAAGCAAAUGGAACUAAAUAAUGAUGGUUUGGCCGGACUAGUUUUAGAGGAGGAAGAGGAGGAUACUACGGGGCUAGACGAGGAUUUUCAAUGGUGCUUAGUUAGUCGUGUGUUGGCUGACAAAAUGAUCAACUUUCAAGCCAUGAGAAAUACUAUGGCGAUGUUAUGGCGGCCAUUACAAGGAGUGUGUAUCAAAGAACUCAGUGAUAAUGGUGAACGAAAGGAGCAGCGUUACCUUUUCCAAUUCUUUCAUGAGGUUGAUGUCAAAAGGGUAGAGAAUGGAGGUCCUUGGACUUUCAACAAUUAUCAUAUCCUUUUACAUAGAUUGAAGGAGAAGGAAAAUUCUCAUGAAGUGGAACUGAAAUGGACUGAUUUUUGGAUUCAAGUCUACCGUCUUCCGAUAGGUUUCCGGAGUGAAAAGGUGGUAAAAAAUAUUGGAAACUAUGUUGGCGAGUACUUAGAAUCCGACCUAAAUAAUUUUGAUGGCACAUGGAGGGAAUAUAUUCGUCUAAGGGUGAGAGUGGACUCUACCAAACCACUAUUGGCUAAUAUGAAGAUUAAAAAGGUUGGAGGUGAGUCGUCUGCAAUUGAUUUCAAGUAUGAAAGGCUUGGCAUAUUCUGUUUCAUAUGUGGUUACAGAGGCCAUUCGGACAAAUUUUGUAGAAAAAUUUUGGAAAAUCUGGAUAUUGAACGCUUUUAUCAAAAGACAUCCGAGCAGCUCCAAGAAGAACAAUAG